AGCACAAAGUAGACGCUGUUCAUUUAAUUCACAUGGCUUAUGUAUCUCCUGUAGGUAGCUUAAACUUUUAGAAAGCAGCUAUAUCCAUUCUCCAGCUGCUCGACCAGAGGCUUUCAGAGAGCUUCAGUGAUUUUAGUCUACUAUAAACUUGUAAGAGAAGAAAAGGGGAAGUUGGAGCGCGAGCGCGCGCUUGUGCAGCCUGCAGCGAGUUGCGCUUCGCGUGGCGCAUUUUGGACAACCUGUAGCAGCAGGUAACGUCCUGUGCGCUCAGAGGGAGAGGAAAAGCAUUGCCUCGGGCAAUUCCUGUGAAGAAAACUUGUGCUCCUCUGCAAACACUUCUGAUGGUUCUACAGCAGCACCUUAUUCAACUCUGCACCUGAUACUGGAGGACACUGGCGAUCAUGUAAAGCUCACAGAGACCAGAGCCACGGGUUAUCUCAGCUCAGCUUGCAUAACCGUCACACAAAUAUUUUUGUUUUGUGUAGAAAACUAUACUGACCAGGACCAUCACAUAUUCGGAAGGAACUUCCCCUGGGUAUACGAAAAAGGAAAAGUGUUCCAUGGAGUGAUGUCUCACAGAAGGUGCAGAGCCUCAGAAAUGUGUGAUGGUGUGUGAGCGUUGGCCAUGGGACAGAAGAAACUCUGGCUUCUGUGUGUCACUUUUGCUUCCUUCCUCUAUCUUACAAAUCCCUCAGUGAGUGCUGAAACCGUGGUGAAAGGAAGAGUAGGGGGGACUGUAGAACUGGGCUGCACCCUCACUUCAUCGGAUGGGGUCAUGACACCGAAUCUAUUCCCUCUGCACGUGGUUGAGUGGGUGCGGCUGGGCUACAAUGUCCCCAUUCUUAUUAAAUUUGGAGCUUACACGCCACGUGUGCACCCAAAUUAUAAAGGCCGUGUGUCUCUGACACGGGGAGCAUCUCUAGUGGUUGAUGGCUUGACUCUGGAGGAUGAAGGCUGGUUUGAAUGUCGCAUACUUUUGCUGGACAGAACUGCUGAUGAGUUCAGAAAUGGCACUUGGACUUUCCUGUCAAUCACAGCUCCUCCAGUGUUUAUAAAGAUACCCCCUUCCUUUGUGGAGGUGCUUUUGGGGGAAUCUCUCAACCUCAGCUGUGGUGCAGUUGGCAACCCAAAACCAGCAGUCACCUGGAGAAAAGAGGAUAACACAGGGGAGAAAGAAGACAAGAUUCAGGUAAUCAGUGGAACCUUAUCUUUGGUCAAGGUUACCAGGGAAACAGCAGGAAUGUACAAGUGUCACGUAUCCAACUCUGAGGGAAACUUGACUCACAUUACCCAGCUACAGGUUAAAGGUCCUCCAGUCAUUGUUAUUCCCCCUGUGGACACUACCAUGAACAUGUCCGGGGAUGGAGUUCUUCAGUGCCAUGCUGAUGCAUACCCAUCUAACCUCACGUAUGAGUGGCAGAAAGAAGGACAAAAUGUCUAUAAUGUUGAAUCUCUGAAGUCUCGAGUUAAGGUCCUGGUGGAUGGUACUCUGCUCAUUCCUGAGUUAAUCCCUGAAGACUCAGGAAACUACACCUGCAUUCCCUCCAAUGGGUUACUGACUCCACCCUCUGCUUCUGCUUACCUCAAAGUGAAAUAUCCUGCACGGGUGAUGCGGAUGCCUAGGGAGACCUACCUCCCUGCUGGCAUGGGUGGAACAAUUGUGUGCCCAGUUCAAGCCGAGCCUCCAAUGCUGUUUGUCAACUGGACCAAAGAUGGUGCCUCACUGGACCUACACCAGCACCCAGGUUGGAUGAUAAACUCAGAAGGCUCCGUGUUCAUAGCCAUAGCCAAUGAUGAUUCAGUAGGCAUGUACACCUGCACUGCUUACAACAGCUUUGGGACUAUGGGUCAGUCUGAACCCACCAGAGUAAUUCUGAAGGAUCCCCCAUUGUUUAGGGUGUCCCCCAGGGCUGAGUACCUGCAGGAAGUUGGUAGAAAGCUAAUCAUUCCCUGCCAAGCACAUGGGGACCCACCACUUAAUAUCACCUGGACCAAGGUUAGGACUACGCCUAGCUCUCCAUUUACUGUUUUGUCCAAUGGUUCACUGGUUCUGCAUCCACUCAGCAAAAACCAUCAAGGGGCAUGGGAGUGUCAUGCUACCAACUCCGUAGCCACAGUCAGUAAAGGCACUGUGGUUCUAGUAUUAGGCACAAGUCCCCAUGCUGUGACUGCAGUGUCUAUAGAUCCAGGCAUCGACAAUGCCAAUGUAUCCUGGGAGCCUGGUUUUAAUGGAGGAUAUACCCAGAAGUUCAGCAUUUGGGUGAAGCCCACUAAUAGAGGGAAACAUGAGUGGACCUCACUCCCAGUCCCCAUAUCUGAAUCCAGCCUCCUUGUGACAGGUCUCCAGCCUGCCACUAGUUACCAGUUCAGCAUCUUGCCCCAGAACAAGCUGGGCUCUGGCCCAUUCAGUGAGAUUGUCACCAUCAUGACCCUGCCUCCUCCAACAGAUCCACCUACUGUAGUAACCAAUUUAGCAGCACUACUUGCUCCCACCUCAUUGUCAGUAAAUUACACAGCAGUGGGUGUGCUGCUGCAGUGGCUGCCGCCCCCUGCUCAGUCUCCACUGAUCACAGCCUUCAUGCUCCAGGCAAGGCGGGAGAAGGGCGAAUGGGUUACACUUGAGAGAGAAAUCAAAGUCAAUGCCACAGAAAUACUUGUCCAAGGACUGACAAGAGACUCCUGCUAUGAGCUGCGGCUACUGUCAUAUGGAGCUAGAAUAGUCAGUGAACCCAGUGAAUCAGUCAAUAUCACCACUAAAGGUAUGGAGGUAUAUCCAGCUCCAUCCAGCUUGUUGACUUUUGUUACUCAGCCCCUGAUGGCUGGUGUGAUGGCAGGUGUGUGCUUCCUAUUUGUGACUAUCAUUCUUUCAGUGGUGACAGCAUGUGGUAUGAACCACAGGAGGGAGCAGCGCCGCAGGAAGAGACAAGAUGUUAUCUCUAAUGCCUUCCAGAAGACCCGAUCUCUACAAGCCAGGUUGCCUGAUAACAGUCCGAACAGCAUACUGAAGAUGAAGUUAUGCCCUCCACUUAACUUCCUUCCCAAUUCCUCAUCUUCUGACCGUUCAGACCACUCAUCCUUUGACAAGAGCAGCUGCCGCGAGUAUCAGGAUCAGAAGAAGCAACUUCUCCCCUCAUCAUCGCCACCACCAUGCUACACUCUCUUUGAGAGCCACCUCGGCGGUUCCCCAUCCUCAUUGUUUGCCAUUGAGUCUAUAUCCAGAGGGCCCGAUGGCCGUUUCAUUGCCCAACCAUAUUUAGAGGAUUCUAUAGCAGUGCACAUUAAAACAAAAAAAGAAUUCCCUCAGUCCCCAAGACAAGAUAAUGGUAAAGGAAGCAAGAGUAGCUCUUUCAGAGACUCUCCAAAAUGCUGUUCAGUUAGGUCAGAGAAGAGAGUGAUAAAAGAUCCCCCAACAAGAGAGCAGGACAGCCCCAGCAAAUGUCUAACAUUGAUGAAAGAGCAAGAUGAGCUGAAAAGCUUCACAACCAGCCACAGAGCACAAGAGUAUGAGAAGGAGCAGAGGCAGACUAAGUCAGAAAGUCCUAUUAGAAGAUGGGCAGGGGUCGAGUUGGAUGAACCCAUCUCGAAACCUCAGGACAUUCCUCUCCGGCAGAAAGCCCAGAGAUCUAGCAGCCUGGCCCAACAAAUUUCAGAAUAUCGGAGGGGUUGUUAUUUUGGCAACACCAGCAGCCCCAUGGAGAGGCUACUCACCUCCCCCUCCACAUGCAUUCAAUGGGAUAUCAGCCCUGUGACCUCUCCUACCAGCCAGGUCCCUGCUCUGAGCCUCUCAGAGGGGAUCACACCUCACUGCAUGCUUCCAGACACACCACACAGAGGUUUGGAGGGUGUGGAAGGCUCAGCAGCAGAAGACAUAUCACAUUCACGAGUUACACAGUACACUUCCCUCUCAAUCCUUUCCCACCACAGGGACAGUCCUUGCUGUGAGUCAGACAUAAGUAAGGCACAGGCCAUUUGCCCAGAGAGACCAAUAGACAGGGAGCUUUCCAGCACAAGGAUUUUAACAGAGGAUCAGGAAAGGGAAAUAAAGACACAGUCAAAUGUCUCUAUGUCAUUUGAGAGAACACAGCACUCUACUGCUGAAAGGGGGAAAGAAGCCAGACCUGAUGGACACUUCCCCAAACUCAGCACUAACGUGAGCCACAGUUGUAUUGGUAGUUCCACCAUUACCUAUGAUAAUCAGAAGAGUGAUAGUGAGAUCAAAACUGGAGAUAAGCCAAGCUCCUCAUCUUUGAGGCCUGAAGAAGAGAAGGAGGGCAUUAGGGCACGCUCUCGCAAGAGUGAUAAGUGUGUCUUCAGUGUUAGCCCCAAUUACAUUUCUCCUCUGCCCCUUCUUGAAAAUGAAGUUGAAAGUGAUCAGUCUAAUUUCUCCAUCAGAUUAUCUGAAUCACUGAAAGCCAAGAUUGUGUCCCAGCCUGACAGGAUGUCUCCUCUGCAACCAAGCACUAUCCUGGAGUAUUUGAGCCUGCCAGGCUUUGUUGAGAUGAGUGUAGAUGAACCUACUGAGGAGUGUCAACUGGCAGAAUGUACUUGGCUCAGCACCAAACAAGCAGAUGGGACUCUCUUAAGAGGUGAACCUGAUGUGGUCCCUAAGAACUGGGAGAAUCAAGGUCAUUACGACAUAGAAGAGAAUGAUGAUCACCAAAGCAGAUUUUUGGUGGAUCUUAAAAUACCCAUUAUUCCUGUAGGAAGUUCUAUACCUGAAAAUGUAAGGAGUUCUAAACCCUGUCUAGAUUUGGCACAUGGAAAUACAAGUAUAAACCCAGGGUCCUCAGAGACAAAAUGUAUUUCAACACAGUACUUAGCUAAUGAAGGAAGAAGUUCCCAGCCAUUGUUCUCUUACAAAAGCCUUGGUUCUGAUAAACCUACACAUUUGAGCCCAGCACAGACUCCAGUGAGUACUAAAGUAAUCUAUAAUAUCCCUUAUCAAAGCGAGAGUAUGGAAGAAUCUUUAUCAGAGCACACUCAGUGGUGUCAACCUCAUAAUAAGAGGACUAACUAUGUAAGUACACGAAUCUCUCAGGCUCCUGUGCCUUUUAUGAAGAAAUCAAUCAGCAUUGGUCCAUGUAGGACUCUCUCAGGUAUGGGGGAGCCCCAUCCAUUCCUUAGGAAAUCCAAUAGUUUAGGAUCACAGAAGUGGAAGCAUCAUCAAAGCUCCAGGACAUAUGUCUCUAAUAACUGUUACAAAGAUGAGCUACCCCAUCUUAGUGUAAAAGACAAGUCCUACAAUUCAGGUUGCACACCUGCAAAUUCUUACUUGAGGUCCGGUCCCUCAGGGCAAGGGACAGGGAGUGCCAAAUCUUACAGCUAUGGCCUGGAGAGACCUUGCUAUAGUGAGAGACCAUACAUGACUCCUUCAUCUCUCAUGCAUGCACAUGGCCCGUCAGUCCAAGAUCCACCAAAACUUGUAGAACCUUAUAGACGAGAGUCAGAUCCACGUCGACAAGCCACAGUCUUUCCAGAGUCUUUAAGGUGCCCACUGUCAUAUCAGGAGACCCUCAGGUUAGUCCAGCACAGGUAUGUCCCCCAGGGUCCCCCUCGACCCCUUAGUGCACCCAGACUAGUUGCAAGGUGGGACCAUCCUCAUUCUGUGGACUCCAGAAAGAGAUUUCAGAGGCCAUUCUUGCCCAGGGGUUACAGCUGGCCCUCACCCCACCAAGCAGCUUUUCCCUCAGGGGAGAUUCAGAGAGAACUGUAUGGGGUGGUGGGUAAGAGCGAGGGCAGGGACAGUACCGGAGAGGGUGGUCGAGCCAGUUAUGCCAGCCAAAGCAGUGGUAGGGGGAGUGUGGGGCCAUUUGGGCACCUCCGCCAGUCCCUUUCCAUCACUCCUACAUUAUUGAGCUCUCCUGAGACUACAGAGGAGAGUGAGAGGUGCAAGAGAGAAUCUGACCUGCAAGAGCGAAGGUCAAAAAGUAGGAAUACAUCAGUAGAUCAGAGUUAUGAGUUUGAUGCUACUGAAUGCCAAAUAGGCCUUGACCUCCUGGAGGCCAUGAAGAUGCAGCAAGCAGGCAAGGGCCAAGGGAGGGAGCUGAAGCGUGAUAGGCCCCUUACCAGCACUGGCCUCCAGGACCUGCAGGAGAAAGGCCCAAACUCCUUCAUUAGUUUUCCCUCAGCCUCCCAGCCUCCUCAACAGCAAUACAGUCAUUCACUUAGUGAGGCACGUUUCAGUGCCCUGAUGCAAGAGUUCCAGGAAUACCGCAGAGCCCAGGAAUCCUUCUCCAAAGACCCCUACCUCCUCCCUGACCUCAACUCUGACUCAGAGUCUGCCCUGCUUUGAGCCCUACCUUGCUGUUAGCUUUGAACACCACUUUGUGACUAGAGAGGUGCCAAUUAUGAAGUUAAUACAUUCAGUCAGUAUUCAUGUUUUAAAUUGCAAUUUGGCUUAUGUGUGAAUGUUUGAAUGUUUCUGCUGAUCAUGCCAAUCUGCUAUUGCUAACAAACAUGAUAUCAAAAGUGUUUCUGUAAUAGUGAAUCUUCUGUCAGGAGAUAGAUUUGGAAUAAUCGUGUCCUGAAAAUAAGCUAAGGACAUUUUGAUACUCAUAACCAUGAUAUACGUUUAUCCUAUACUUGGACCUUAAAGGGGAUAUUUUUUAUGAGAGACACUAAAUGUGUGUCAGUGUUUUCCAAAAAAAAAAUUCAAAUAAGAUUUAUUAGGAAAAUAGAAUAGUUGUAAAAAUCAGUUUAUGUGCUCAGGUGUUUUAUUCUUUUUAUGAUAUCAGGUGCAGGAUAUUCAGAAGCUUAUUUUGCAGUGACUUUGUUGGUUUUUACAAAUACAACAGGUGUGGAAUGCAUUUUAUUUUUUUUUUUUUUAAUUCACUUUAAUGUGUACAAAUGUGUAGAUCUGAAUUUGCUUGAAAUUAAUAUAUGCAAAUUUUGGGUACGUUGUUACAUCAGUAUAUGUGUUACCUAAUAAGAGUGAGUCACCCCAGACCAUACACCUUUACAACUGAAACUGUUGAAAGGCUGUUUGGAGAAAAAGCUCUUGUAUAUUAUGUAAUAUCUUCAACAGUUCAUGAAUUACAUAUAUAUAUAUCAACAGUUUCAGUUGUAAAGGUGUAUGGUCUGGGGUGACUCACUCUUAUUAUACACGCUGCCUGGCCAAAAAAAAAGUCACACAAUCUAAUAUUUUGUUGCACUGCAUUUAGCUUUGAUUAUGGCACGCAUUCGUCCUGGCAUUGUUUCAACAACCUUAUGCAACUUCACAACAUUUAUUUCCAUGCAGAGUUGCAUUAAUUUUUGGCUGAGAUCUUGCAUUGAGGACAGGAGAGUCUAAUCACUCCCUAAAGUCUUCUCCAGCACAUCCCAAAGACUUUCAAUGGGGUUAAUGUCAGGACUCUGUGGUGGCCAAUUCAUGUGUGAAAAUGAGUCCUCAUGCUCCCUGAACGACUCUUUCACAAGUUAAGCCUGAUGAAUCUUAGCAUUUUCAUCCUGGAAUAUGCCUGUGCCGUCAGGGAAGAAAAAGUCCAUUGACGGGAUAACCUGGUCAUUCAGUACAUUCAGGUGCUCAGCUGACUUCAUUUUAUUGCCACACAAUGAGGCUGAGCCUAGACCUGACCAGUUGAUGCAACCCCAGAUCAUAACACCUCCUCCAGAGGUUUGUACAGUAGGCACUAUGCAUGACGGGUGCAUCACUUCAUGCAUUUCCCUUCUUACCCUGACACGCCCAUUGCUUUGGAUUAGGGUAAAUCUGAUUUUAUCAGACCACAUGACCUUUUUCCAUUGCUCCACAGUCCAGUCUUUAUGCUCCCUAGCAAAUUGAAGUCAUUUUUUUCCGAUUAGCCUCACUAACAAAUGGCUUUCUUGUGGCCACACAGCUGUUUAGUCCAAAUCCUGUAAGUUCUCAUCACAUUGUGCUCUUACUUUCACUAUUAAACAUAGCCGUGAGUUCUCCUGUCGAUUUUUUUACAAUGUGACAUCAAGCGUUUUAAAGAUCUCCCAUCAUCCGAUCAUCAUCUCCGAUCAUUCAAGAUUUUUUUCCGACUACAUUUUUGCUGUAAAGUUGACGGUUCACCACUAUCCUUCCAAGCUUUAAUAAUGCACUGGACAUUUCAUAACCCAGUUCCAGUGAUUUCAGCAAUCUCCUUAGUUGUUUUCUUUGCUUGAUGCAGGCCAACAAAUUUUCCCCUUCAGUAACAUGUUUUCCACGACCACGGGAUACGUAAUCUGCCAUGGUUGUUUAAGAAAUGAGAAGCUACACGUUGUAUCAGUUAAGGUUAAAAGAAAUGUUGCCAGCUAAAACAUAUUAAUCACUGCAGUAAUGAUCCAAUCAUAGGCUCUUAAGUAUUUGCUUAUUUAAACCCUAACAGUGACCUUUUUUUGGCCAGGCAGUGUAUGUAUAUAUAUAUAUUGAAACAUAUUACCAGAAGUAAUAUUUUUAAAUCGCUUGUAUGAAAAGUUGCAAAUGUACAUUUUCAUUAAUAAUACUAUCAUUUAUUUAGCAGUUGCCUGUGUCUUGGUGUUUCAGGCAAGUGAUAUUUCUGCUUGCUAACAACACAAUGGUUUCUGUUAAAAUAUGCAGCAUUAAAGCCCCAAUCAGGAGUUACUAACUAGUGGUAUAGAAUUGUAGCAUACAUAGAGCAAACAUAUAUAUAUAUAUAU
Messenger RNA from Pangasianodon hypophthalmus (striped catfish), 8613 nucleotides. RefSeq names its product immunoglobulin superfamily, member 9b (gene igsf9b). The transcript has 21 exons. The record is from RefSeq and is a predicted model, not a curated record. Gene Ontology annotation, biological process: cell-cell adhesion. Lineage: Eukaryota; Metazoa; Chordata; Actinopteri; Siluriformes; Pangasiidae. Gene Ontology annotation, molecular function: protein binding. Bases 626 to 6292 code for a protein of 1888 amino acids.